Messenger RNA from Oldenlandia corymbosa var. corymbosa, 2862 nucleotides. The record is from the annotation of a GenBank genome assembly. NCBI's taxonomy places the organism in Eukaryota, Viridiplantae, Streptophyta, Magnoliopsida, Gentianales, Rubiaceae.
AGGAAAACUUCAAUCCAAAAAGGCAAAAACUUGAAGCAAAAUCAUUAAUAAUUAAAAGGGGCAGGGGCAGUUUGGCCCAAAAGAAAAGAUAGAACUGAAACUCACGUUCUUCUUUUUGAUUGAUUCUUUCACCCUUUCUGAAUCUUUGUCUUGCAAAAGCAUUAAAAAAAAAAAAGACAAAGCUAUUGAAAAUGCUGUCCUUUUGCGCCUAUACAUAUAUAUAGGCCUGUUUGCAUCAUCUAGUUUUGUUGGUUAGGCCAUGCUUGGUUAUAGUAUAAACCUCGUGAACUGCGCUCAAAAUUUUUUUUCCUCUAUCUUACUGGAUUUUCUCGUAUACUGUAGCAUUUGUCAUUGACACAUUGUCAAUUUGUCAUACUUCCCAGUGGUUCAGCUUUGUUUCCUCUGCUUUCGCAUACUUUACCCCAAUUCGUCACUUGAACCCAGAAAAAAUCCUGUAGAGAUCCCUCCAAAAACCAGUUUUUUAAUUUUCUUUUUCAGAUUCCUUAUAUACAAUUUCCUUUGUAUAAAGUUUUAUGUACAAUUGAUAGAAAGAUCACUUUUUUAUUAGUUUUCUUGCCCAACCAAGAAGAAGCCCCCAGAAGGGCCAGGCUGGUUUGGUCUCUUUUUUGAAUCAUAGUGUUGAGGAGAUUAGUGUGAUUUUUGGGUUAGUUGGGGUUAUUCGUUUUGGUGGUUUUCUGGUUUAUUCAAUAGGGAGCCAUUAAUGGCUUCUCUAACACCCGGGAUACUGCAGAAGCUGUUGCAGAAUGUGGGUAAUAAAGAUGCUAAGGUUGUUGGAGAGCACCGGUCUGCUCUCCUUCAGGUGAUUGGAAUCGUACCUUCGUUGGAUGAUGAUCCAUGGAAAAGUCGAGGCUUUUACCUAAGAGUAUCAGAUUCUCUACAUUCAGCCUAUGUGUCGGUGUUGGCUGAGGAUGUUGAAUUGAUUAUGAGUGACCAGAUUCAACUAGGUCAAUUCAUUCAUGUGACUCGGCUUGAUCCGUGUUCUCCUGUUCCGGUGCUUUGUGGCCUAAAACCUGUGCCAAAGAGGCGGCCAUGUGUUGGAGACCCAAAGGAUUUGAUUUCCAGUGAUGCUUUGACUGCUAGGAAAACCGUGGAGUCCAAAACUGGGAAAAGAUGUGGGGGACUAGAGAAGAAAGUGGAAGUUAAGGAGAAUUUGAAGGAAAAAACUAAAAGACUGAUGGAAAGGGAUGAUGUGAAAUCAAAUUAUGAUUCAAGGAGGCUCUCAUUGAGCAACGGCAAGGUUACAGGUCCAGAUAUUAGGAGAUUGAGCUUGGAUUCAGUGAGAAAAGGAUGGGAUAGAAGCCCUGGAGGCAAUAAUGCUUUUACCCCCGUGUCCAAGUCAAAAUCCAGAGAUAGUCCUUGUGGCAUAGACUCUGUUAUUGAAAACAGAAAACAUUCCUCCAAGGAGAAGACAGUAAAACAACUACUGAUUUCACCACUUAAAUCAAAGAAUGUGAUGGUAUCACCAAAACCGCCAACACCAAGCAAAUGUAUUAGGAAAGAUCUGAGGUCAUCAGAGAAUACAGCUCUUCCAGCACAUCUGAAGAAAGAGGACCCUCGGUUCAGAAAUCAGUCUGAACCAAAGAUCUUACGGAAUUCAGUUCCUGACACAAUUCAUAACCUUGGAAGGGAAGUAAGGGGUUAUAGAAAUGCUUCAUUUUCCUCCGCUGUACAUGCAAUGGAAGAAGCAUCUGCGGCCGAGGGAGUUAUUCGAUGCAUGAGCAAGUUUGCAGAACUCUGCGAAUCAUCUGAAGAAGAUGCUGCAGGACCACUUGUGGAACAAUUUUUGAAUCUUCAUGAUGAGAUGAAGAAUGUGGCCGUGGUGAUUAAAGCUCUUGUCGAGAAAAGGAUUCUUGAGGCUAACAGCAAUACUUCUUGCAGUUCUCAGCAUGGGUUGUCAGACAUGCACUGUAAUUUUGCUGAUAGGAAUGCCUUAGCAUGGGUUCAAGCUGCUGUUGAGACUGAUCUUUCAAAGUUCUCAUUACUCAGAAAGGAACAAAAGAAAGCAGUACGGAAGGGUGAGAAAUGCAUUUACCUUAUGAUUGAAAACUCCCCAAAGAAGAGUGAAACUGAGAAGUCUCCAUCGAAAAUAAAGAAAAGCCCUGGGAACUAUGACAAUCAUAAAGCAGAUUUGAAUUUGAAAAAAUCACCUACAAGUUCUAGAGUGAUUCAUCGUACAACAAAGAGAGUAAAUGUUGAAAGAGAAGAGUGGUUAAAGGGCAAUGGGCUCAAGGAUGCUGCUGAAUUAUCAGAAAAGUUGCUCUCUUACUCUCGUGAAUGGUUUCUUAAUUACAUGGAGAAGUUUUUGGUUAAGGGAAGUGGAAGAAGUACUGAUAGGAGCAACUCUGAAACAGCAAGUCUUCUAGGACACCUUAAGAGGGUUAACAAGUGGUUGGAUGACUCAAUCCAUCAAGAUUGUGGGGUUGACGACCGAUUGGAAGACUUGAAAAAGAAGUUGUACGGGUUUCUAUUAGAUAAUGUUGAUACUGCAAUCCAAGCUAAGAGGUAGCUAUCUUGAUGUCUACUAACUGAACCUUCUCCUGCUCAUAUGAUGCUACAUGGGUUACCCUGUUUAGUUGCCUACAAAUGUCAUCAGGAGGGUGUAAUUGUAUUGAUCAUGUACAGAUGAUCCUGGUUUAACAUCUGAUUUAAGAUGAGAGAAUUGUGGAGGCUAUGAUGCUCAAUCUCAUGGUGUUUUAUUUUAUUUCUUUUAUUUUUAUUUUUUUUUUCUUUUAGGUGAUUCACAGCUUCUUGUUUCAGUAAUCAUAUGUCCAGACCAUUUUAUAGGCAUAUAAAGGAGAAACAACAGAAAAAUGAUCUAAAGUCACUUGUACUAAAUAGGCA